Messenger RNA from Striga hermonthica, 1725 nucleotides. NCBI's taxonomy places the organism in Eukaryota, Viridiplantae, Streptophyta, Magnoliopsida, Lamiales, Orobanchaceae. The record is from the annotation of a GenBank genome assembly.
AUGGCGAGGCAUCUUCUCUGCAACCUUCCGCCAUCACUCCCUCCGCCGCCUUGGCCGCUAUCUCGGCCGAGACCAUCCACACUCAGGUCGCCGGAGACUAAUUGUUCGCAGAAAAUCUGGCCACUCACUCGAGCUCUGAGCUCCGCUAUAUUACCUCUAGCACUUUCCAUCGGGCUUUUCUGUGCUUCUCCUCCGGACGUAAUCUCGCUUGAAUUAACCACUCCUCAAGAGGAAUUAGUUUGCGUUGAGGACGAAAAUUAUGCAGACAGCCCAUCCACGUCGCAAGUGGCGACGAACGAGGAGAUCGUCGGAGAAGCCUGGCAGAUCGUGAACGACAGUUUUCUCGACGCCGGAGGCCGGCACCGCUGGUCCUCCGAUUAUUGGCUUAAAAAGAAGGAGGACGUGCUGGGAUCUCCAAUUCAGGCGAGGUCCAGGGCUCAUGAGAUCAUCAGGCGAAUGUUGGCGAGUUUAGGAGACCCCUACACUCGUUUUCUAACCCCUGCUGAGCUCUCAAAGAUGGCGAGGUAUGAUAUGACUGGGAUUGGGAUAAACCUAAGGGAGAUUCCAGAUGAUAAGGGGGAGAUAAAGUUGAAGGUAUUGGGACUAUUGUUGGAUGGUCCUGCCCACUCGGCUGGUGUUAGACAGGGUGAUGAACUCUUGUCUAUUAAUGGGGUGGAUGUGAAAGGAAAAUCAGCAUUUGAAGCUUCAUCAAUGUUACAAGGCCCCAGUGAAACACUUGUGAAUAUCACGAUCAAGCAUGGCAAUUGUGGACCUGUCCAAUCAAUAAUGGUUCCCAGGCAAUCUAUUGCAAAGACUCCUGUUUUUUACCGACUGGAGCAGGUUAAGAACGGUUCAAAUUCAGUUGGCUACGUACGCCUCAAAGAGUUCAAUGCUUUGGCCAGGAAAGAUUUAGUUAUAGCAAUGAGAAGACUGAAAGACAUGGGCGCCUCCUAUUUCAUCCUUGAUCUUAGAGACAAUCUUGGUGGACUAGUGCAGGCUGGCAUUGAAAUUGCUAAACUCUUCCUCGACAAAGGGGAAACAGUAACUUACACUGUCGGUAGGGAUCCACAGUCCGUGAAGAAUAUAGUUGCCGAUACCUCACCUCUAUUCAGUACUCCUCUUAUUGUUUUGGUAAAUAAGAAUACAGCUAGUGCAAGUGAAAUUGUUGCUACUGCACUUCAUGAUAACUGUAAAGCUGUUCUUGUCGGUGAAAGAACGUAUGGAAAGGGAUUGAUCCAAUCUGUGUUCGAGCUUAAUGAUGGGUCCGGCAUGGUGGUCACCAUCGGCAAGUAUGUCACGCCGAAUCAUACAGACAUUAAUGGAAACGGUGUCGAUCCUGAUUUCCGUAAUUUUCCGGGUAAGAUGCCUUUCGGUUUUAUUGUGACCAAUAUGAAGUCUCACGUCGGAGUCGCCGUGAUCAGCGACGUCGGGCUCGCGGUGCUGCGGUGGACAUCUGGAAAGCAGCCGGAGAAGAGCAGGGUUUUCCCUCAAACCUCAGAACAAGCAGCGGCUGCUUGCAGGCCUUGCCCCUGCUGUUCGGAUCCUACUGGAGUGCUGUCCGGGACCUCUGGGCUGCUGCCCAGGACUGAUCGAGGUCAGCCCGGGACUGACCGGGAGCUGUUCGGGCUCUACCGGGCACGUUACCUUCGAAGAGUGUCGCCGCUUCAAACGGGCUUAGACGGGCGGAUACCCAACAAUUGGGUAUCUCACACACAGGUUUUGUGA